Aureobasidium melanogenum CBS 110374 is the source of this 576-nucleotide messenger RNA. RefSeq lists its product as uncharacterized. The coding region runs from base 1 to 576 and encodes 191 amino acids. The transcript is spliced from 3 exons. NCBI's taxonomy places the organism in Eukaryota, Fungi, Ascomycota, Dothideomycetes, Dothideales, Saccotheciaceae. The record is from RefSeq and is a predicted model, not a curated record.
AUGGCGGGACCAUCAAAGAAGCACCAUGACACGAUUAUGGCAAGAGCAGUCAUGCUGCCCAUCACAAACUUCAAUCCUGGCACGCCUCGUUUAGAUGGUGUGGAGCCGCGUCUGAAGCAAAUGAUUGCCAACUCCGACGCUCUCGACAGCCAAGUGAGAAACCGAAUGUUCAAUGCCGCAUUUGCACCUGAUGCCAUAAGGGCAAAUGACACACGUCCAGAGAUCUCAGAACAGACAACGGCCGAAGUGCUCACAGCUCUGGACUCGCUUCGCAGGGUUGGGGAAUACAAUGCUCGCGCAAAGGAGUCGAGGCAAUUCCUGAACGACACGCUGAAAAAGUACGACAAGUCUGGUGCUACUGCUGGAGCAGAACGCAGAAAGAGCGCUGGCUCAGCUCCUGUUGCGCCGAUGAAGGCUGCCCCUGCGGUGGCUACGGACAGCGUCAAGCAACCAGCUGUUGCGGCACCGACUGCGCCCAUGAUGGCUGCUCCUUUGCCUGCACCCUCUGCAGCACAGACGAUCCCACACUCGACGAAUCCCAACAUUGAUGCAAGCAGAGAUCCCAGAAGACGCUAG